This is a messenger RNA of Amphibalanus amphitrite, 2977 nucleotides long. Its product is annotated as TBC1 domain family member 31-like. The record is from RefSeq and is a predicted model, not a curated record. Lineage: Eukaryota; Metazoa; Arthropoda; Thecostraca; Balanomorpha; Balanidae. Gene Ontology annotation, molecular function: protein binding. Gene Ontology annotation, cellular component: centrosome. The transcript is spliced from 19 exons. Bases 110 to 2977 code for a protein of 955 amino acids.
GAGCAAAACGCUCGCGUCUACGCGGCUUUAUUUUUAAUGCAAUAAAUAUACUACCCUACCUAACUCCUGCUGAUCUUUGUAUGGUUUUGGUGGUAGGCAAGUCGGCACCAUGCCGUCAAUGGUCAGCACCAUCGGUGGGACCAAGUUUGGCACGCCACAGAAGCUGACAGAUACAGUGGGCCGUCUCUCUGGCCGGCUGGCCAGGGGAAAAGGCACACAAACCAAAUGUGUAGACUCUGUGGCGGCCAGCUUUGCGCUCAGCACGAAGCACCGUCUUCUGGCGGUGAACCCAGAUGACAACGACACCCGCAGCCUGCAGGCGCUCGUACUGACCUUCGACUCAGAUGGAGAGAAACUGCUCAUCGGCACUGCGCAGGGCGCCAUCUACAAGGUGGACUUGCUGGCCUUCAGGUUCCACCUGAUGGCGUAUGUGCCUGACGAGAUCACGUGUCUCGUCGCGCUGCCGACUGAGCCCGAGCCUUUCGUGGUGGCCGGACAGAAGAACGGACACCUCUUCUCCGUCAACCAGGUGACGCACGAGCGGUCGGCGGACCGGCCGGCGCAUGGCGGUCCCGUGCUGGGCGUGUGUGCCACCACCUCCUCUGGCACCCUGUGCAGCUACUCCAAGACGGAGGCGUUCGUCUGGCGUGGCGGACAGCUGAAGAAGAUGUUCCAGCUGAGGCUGAAUAGCAGCGCGCUAAUUGUCAAGAUGAUCUACCUGUCGGACUCGGCUCUGCUGGGCGCCUUCGGUGACGACUCUGUGUACGUUUGGUGUCUGGAGACCCUUCAGGUCACCCACGAGGUCCUCCAGCUCAGUCGACAUCGAGCCGGACUCACCGACGUCGCUGCAGCUGAGGACAGUGACGUGUUUUACGCGGCCGGCAAGUCGAGCCAAGUGUUCGAGUUUAGCCUCGCCGAGGACCGCGUCACCAGGAUAUUCUCUCUGCCGGAUGGCAGUGGCGCCGUGGCGCACCUCUCCGUGUUCCCCGGACCGUUCUUUGGACAGAUUCUGCAGGUUCUGCUGGAGAGUGGCGUGAACAAGUUCAUUCACACGGAGACAGGACAUGUCGUACAGAGUCUCGGCCAUCCCAGGAUCCGAAUCGCGUCGACUUCCAGCAGUCACACGGGCCUCUUCCUGGCCUGCCUGCUGGCCACCGGGCACAUCUGCCUCCACCACAGCACCGGAGAGGUGUUCAGACGAAUCGUGCUGCCCGAGGCGUUCUACGACAACAAGCCGCGCGUCCUGCUAGUGGACGACUCGACGACGCGUGUCAAGACACCGGCAGUGGCGCAUCGUUCCGGCUCGGCAGCUGUGGCAGGGACCAGGAGAACGCCCAAGCGCGGCAAGACGCCACUGCUCAACACAGCCCGGCUCGGCCCGAUAGUGCGCGAGCACGGCGAGUUCCCGGCUCAGUACCGCCGGCUCGUGUGGCGCCACCUGCUGGAACUACCUGGUGCGCAUGCGCUGUACGUGACGGUCGCCGAGAGAGGGCAGCACCCGGCGUGGCGCAACGCUGCGCAGCGAUACCCGGUCCGCGACCCGGCCGUCGCAAAGGUGCUCUCCAGCACGCUGUCGGCACUGGCCUGGUGGUGUCCCCUGUUCGCCGAGGUCGAGUUCCUGCCCUACUUCGUGUUCCCGUUCUGUAACGUGUUCUCGUCGGACCCGCUCACCGCCCUGGAGAUGGUCAUCACCCUGCUAGUGAACUGGUGUCAGCGCUGGUUCGAGUUCUUCCCGUACCCGCCCAUCUCUGUGCUGGGUCUCGUGGAGAACAUGCUGGCGCACCACUGUCCCGAGCUGCUCAAACACUACAUGAAGCUGGGCGUGACGGCGCACGUGUACGGCUGGCCGCUGCUCGAGACCGCCUUCUCAGAGGUGUUUACGCAGAACGACUGGCUGGUGGCGUGGGACCACAUCCUCUCCAACCACCCGUCCUUCAUGCUGGCUGUUGUCGUGGCCUACAACGUCGUCUCCCAGGCGGCCAUCACUCGCUGCAAGUCGGCCGACGAUGUCACCUACUACUUCCGUAACCAGAACGUGGUAAGCGUGCGCCACGUGAUGCGACGGGCGUACUCCGUGCACGAGAACACGCCCGACGAGCUGCACGCGCGCCACUACAUGGACAAGUUCGAGCCGAUCGGGCCCAACGCCUACCCCGUCUUCAACAAGUACCCGACGUUCAUCGUCAACCAUCAGCUGGAGGAGCGGGAAAGGAUCAGUCGCGAGCACCAGACGUUCCUGGAGGAGCGAGGAGCCGCCGUGGAGCUGGCUAAGGAGCUGCAGGACAACCGCGUCAAGCGGCGCCAGUGGGCCGACAAGCUGGCUUACCUCAAAGACGCCGAGGCGGCACACCGCGAAAUGCUGCGCCAGUCGGAGGCCAAACUGGCGUCGCAGCGGCGUCGUCUGGCGGCCCUGCAGCGGACGCUCCAGCGGCGCGGCCGGGCAGAGCGCGACUCGGAGAAGUCGCGCGAGCUGCUCCGGCAGACCACCGAAAAGGAGCUGCUCAUCGGACGGCUGCAGGACGAGAUACGGAAAAAGCGCCAAGAGUCGGACACGAUCACGCAGCAGCUGAGAGAGGAGGAGCUCGAGUAUGGCGGUCCGGCCGGCACCGGUUCCUCGCCCCCCAGUCCGGCGGGGUCCGUGACCAGCCGCACGUCCAGUCGCCGGCCGGCAGAGUCGGCCGCCAGUCGACGCUCCGUGGCGACGUCGCCGCCGUGGCGCGGCCGCUCGACGCGGCGCCUCUCUCCGGUUCGCUCCGCCCUGCGCACGGCCCGCUCACCGCCCAGCUCGUACGGCAGCCCGUCGGCCGGCUCCUUGACCGCCUCCCGGCCCGGCUCGGCCCGUCUGAGUCCCACGCGCGCCACCGUGCCGCCCGUGAGCCCGCCGCGGCGGCGGCUGUCCCGCAGCCCGCCGGCCGACCCGCGCGCGCCUACGGCAUGCAAGCUGUCUCUUGCUUUCACUCUACGAGUGGAGCGUUGA